CCUCAAAUCAACCUUUUGGUGCUGUGUCAUGACUUCCACAAGGACAAAUCCUGCGAAUCCCUGCAUUCAGUUGAGACUCCAAGAUAUAUUCUUUUCUGUCAUAGCGAAUACCUUUAUCGUUGCCUCUAGCAGAAAACUAACACAAAUUUUCCACCGAUGAAGCCUACCUACAAGUAAACUCCUAUGUCCAGUUUGCGGUAACACCCACGAGUUGAGCCGUGCCUUCCCAGUGGACAUGUUCAAGUGAAAACCCACCUUUAGGCAGCCAUGAAUGUAUUGUCUGAGCCAGUCCUUCAAUCAAAAAUUUAUCACACUAUCCAUCCAAACCUCCAACUUUCAAACAACCUCCGAUUGAGGUCUUGUAGCCCUAGUCAGCUCCCAAGAAAUCAUUCAUUUCUGAUAAAGGCCAGCUCGGUGAACCCAUUUGCCUCGGGGUACUCUUCUGAUCAUUGCUUGAUGACAGAUUUGGGUGUUGGACCCAUAGACAAGCACAUCAGUAUCAACUGUCCGAAUAUGGAGCAAGUUCCUUUGGCUCAAAUUGUCUGCCGUGUCGUUGAUACGGAACUGGCAGGUCUUCAGCCAGCAGGUGGUGGGUUUCUCAUUCCAGGGCCUCACGACGACGGCUUGAACCAAGCACUUCUGCCAUCAUGUUCAUAUGACCUACGGGCGAGAUGCUCUUUAACUGUGGGGCGAGACACUGAUCCACAAGUCAACAGCAUCUGUGUGGACAACGUAUACGUGUCUCGCACGCACUUUGAGAUCUAUUCGGUGGUCUAUGAGGAGUACGACCUCUCAAAGCAACAGCCCAUGAUCUACAUCCGUGAUCGACAGUCCCUCUCAGGAACUUCCGUCAACGGCUGUAUCAUUGGUUGCAAAGCCAGCGGCCCAAGUCCAGGCCACCUUCUCAGUCAUGGAGACGUGGUCCGUAUCAAUCCAUACUGGGAAUUCGAGAUUCGUCUCCCUCAAUGUCCUAGAUGGAGUUGUCCUCUUAGGGGUAUUCAAUCACACGAGGCCAGGACGUUCUGCGACCGGUACCUUAUCACCGAUCGAGUAUUGGGCAUUGGCAAUCACUGUACCAUCCAUCUAGCCAUUGAUGUCAAAAGUGGGAGGCAACUCGCCUGCAAAAUAUCGGAUCUUGAUCGCGCUCGGAAGAGCACUGCUGCGAUCGAUAUUAUUCGAGCAAUUGGGUGGGAGGCAGACAUCCUUGGCAAAGUCCGACACCCAAACCUCCUUACCCUCGAGUAUGCCUUUCGUUCCAAACACACACUCUACAUAUUUACCGAAUUAGCAACGGGUGGAGAUUUGUUUUCUAUGUACCAGACUCAUGACGGGUUCUUCUCUGAAAACCAAACAAAAUUCGUCAUGUAUCAAGUUGUACGUGCCGUGGCAUACUUACACAAGCAAGGACUUUCUCAUCGGGACCUAAAACCCGAAAACAUAUUUUUUGCUUCCGGACCGGACGUCAGAAAUCGCGUCAUUGUUGGAGACUUGGGCGGGGCCAUGGGCACAACUUGGGGGCGGAUGAAGAGUAACGUGGGGACCGAGAUGUACCUGGCUCCCGAAAUGCAUUUCGGGCACCUCUCGUACACAGAAACCGUCGAUAUUUGGUCUAUUGGAAUGAUCACACUAGUUCUCAUGACGGCCAAUCAGAGACAUCAACUUUCGCACUUGAAGGCCAUGAAUCAAGAGUCUAUAGACGAAACGCUCAAGGCUAUCUUGAAACCACUUUAUCCUACAGCCAGCACUUUAAGUGAAGACGGGCAAGAUUUUAUUCGUCGCUGUCUCAAGGUGAAUGCAGGUCAGCGAAUGACUGCUUCCCAGGCAAAGGAACACAGCUGGUUUCACCUACCCAAACUGACGAAGGAUGAGUGGAACAAAGUUCGGAAUGAGUCCUGGAAGCCUUCACAUCGUACAGCACCUCCCGUUGAGGAUCUGCCGAAUUUAGAAAUCAUGGUGGCAUACCCACAUCUCGAGCUCGUCAACAAGAAGUCAGCUUUCUCUCUGACUGCUUUCACCACAUCCAGCAGGAAUCGUAAGCUCGAUGAAAACAGGGAAAAGUCCGGCGAUGGAGCGUCGCCAUAUUUCUCGCCUCGAGCGACAUCGAAGACGACCAAAAUAUUGAAGAAGGGUGCAGGAAGUAAACGCAACAAGUCUGCACAGCCUCUUCGCCAAUGAAGCGGGGAUUAUGUCUUGGCCUGGAGAGGCAUUGCCAACACAUAACUCGGCGUAGUGUUUGCGGUAGUCCACGAUGGCUAGAUGCUAAAAUACGGUUCGUUCAUAUCAUCAGUUUACAGCAUGCUUAUAGAGUCUCCUCAAUGCUUUAUUCUCUUUAACGAAAUAGUAAACCUAGUCAAGUUGACGAAUUCUUUUUAAUCACUCUUGUAGUCUUUGUUCUUGUCUGUGCUUCAUGUACAAAGGC
This is a messenger RNA of Pseudomassariella vexata, 2419 nucleotides long. Its product is annotated as kinase-like domain-containing protein. The record is from RefSeq and is a predicted model, not a curated record. NCBI's taxonomy places the organism in Eukaryota, Fungi, Ascomycota, Sordariomycetes, Amphisphaeriales, Pseudomassariaceae. Gene Ontology annotation, biological process: protein phosphorylation. Gene Ontology annotation, molecular function: ATP binding; protein binding; protein kinase activity. Bases 268 to 2175 code for a protein of 635 amino acids. The transcript is spliced from 7 exons.